AUUUUUAAGUCUUCUUCAAAUUCCAAUAUUUUUUCACACUCUGUAUAUUUUAACUAUAUAGUUAAAAUUACAGUUACAGGGUUACCCACAAAGGAUGAUAUUGCAAAGACGACUCAAAACUCUAAAAUAUGGAUAAUAAUUAAGUCUUCUGCCUUUAACAUAUUCCUUAAAAUGGCCUUUUUAUUGAUUGUCAAUGAAAGAAAAAAGUUUUUAGUGGCAAGGAAUCAUAAAUAUUAGGAAACAGACAUUACAAGUUCCGUACAGUCGCCAUUUGUAGUCUCAUUCUGUGUGGGACGUGGGUAACCAGAACCCUGUUUCUCAUGGUUUAAAAACUUAACAACCUGCCAAGAGUAAAGUAGAGUUAAGAGGUUGCGUGAUUUAUUAAUAUAUAAAAAAAUAGCAAUAGACCGCUGACACCUGCGCAGUUCACUAAAUAACGAUCAUUGCGCUCCCAAUCCUGCGCAGAAGACACGGAUUCAAGUUCUGCGCAGCUCAUUUCCACACAACAAAGAUGGAGUCGUGGCGUCAACAUUGAUGCAAAUUUAUCCAAGAAAGCUAUCGAGAACUUGGGUUUUCUACAGUUUAAAAAUCUAAAAUUGAAACGAUAGUGUAAUUCAAAUAUACCGUGAUGGAUAUCAGUCAGUUUCUUGACGUCUCCUGUGACGUCGGGGAUGAACCUCUUGAAAACCUGACAGAAGACGACAUUGUUUUGAUCGACGAACCGCCUCCAACUACGAAUGGUAAACGAGGCCACUCCGGUGCUACCCGCCCCCCGCCGAAACGAUCAAAACCCAACAAGAAUCCGGGAUUGACGAACAUGAAAUCUAAUUUAACCGCGCAAGCCAUGGGAAUCCUCAACAACUCCAACCUAACCGUGAAAAAGAUUCCCAGCCGGCCACCGGCCGGCAAACCAGUUCUGAAACAGAUUUCAAAACCGGCUCAGCCUAUAACAUGGAAAUAUAAACAGUUAAGUGAGAAUCUAUACAAUGCCGAUAUCAAGAAAGCAGAUUUGUUGAAGGAUUAUGAGCCAGAGGUUUGCGUGUGCAAGGAGCCCCCCGAGGGUGAAAUGGCGUGUGGUGAGGGAUGUAUCAAUAGAUCAACGUUCACGGAGUGUGAUAAAGAACUUUGCACAUUUAAGGAGCGUUGUAGUAAUCAGAAAAUACAACGCCGUCAGUAUGCACCCGGGCUAGAAAGGUUUAUGACGCAAAAGAAGGGUUGGGGUGUACGCGCACGUCAAGCAUUAUCUGCAGGUUCCUUAAUUCUGGAGUACACAGGGGAGCUGUGUACUAGCCAGGAGUUUGAGAAGAGGAUGUUGAUGAGAUACAAGGGGGAUACACAUCAUUACUGUCUCGGGAUGGACAGCAAGACGUUCAUUGACGCGCACAGAGCAGGGUCGGAGUGCAGAUUUGUGAACCAUUCUUGUGAUCCGAAUUGUGAGAUGGAAAAGUGGAACGUGAACGGGUUGUGGAGGAUGGCGGUGUUCGCUAAGCGCGACAUCCUGCCAGGGGAGGAGAUCACGUACGACUACAAUUUCUCCUUGUUCAACACAGACCAGGGCCAGGAGUGCAAGUGCGGGUCCCAAGAUUGCCGCGGAGUUAUCGGCGGCAAGGGCAAAGAUUUCCUCAUUACAGUCAAUGACGAUGCGAUGUCGGCAUCACCAAAUCGUAAGAUGUCGGUUGCCACGGACCCGACGGGGCAGGUGGCCGCAGACGAGCGUUGGUUUAAGUCCAAGGUGGUCAAGGAAGAGUUGGCCUUGAUUGUAAAGAUGGCGCCAGUUCCUCAGCAGCUUGAGGCUAAAACCCUCAAGUGCACUGUCUGCAACGAAUGCUUGAAUUUCAAGGCACAAGGACAGAUUCAGAGACAUCCAGAGCUAGGUGUGAUUAUGUGCAACAAAUGUCGGAAAGGAUAUGGUCAAGGAGGCUGGGAACGGGAUCCAGAGGGAAAUGACGAGUUCUGUCGAUGGUGUAGUCAAGGAGGCCAAAUAUAUCUUUGUGAUUUUUGUCCUAAAGCGUUCUGCAACAAGUGCCUGAAGUGGAAUCUUGGAAGGAAAUACGUUCAGAAUAUCGAGGAGCAAGAAAAAUGGAAGUGUCUGCUGUGCGACCCAUCCUGUAUACGUCGCGCACGCGCGGAUUAUUACGGUGUUUUCAUGUACUACAAAAACAAGGCGGGGAAACAAGUCCUCAAGCCCAAGCAGGGAAAAGUCCUCAAAAACGGGACAAAAAGUCCUACAAAGGCCGGUAAAUCUCUGAAUUUUGUCCGGCCGAAUCCUAUCCGGCCGGUUCCAGGUAUCCGGCCAAUCAUCAAGAACGGAGGAACUCAUUUUGUCGGAAAUGGGCGCUUACCGGCUGUACGACCACCAAUCAACGGAAAUUAUAAAAAACACUAUGUAGAUUCAAUGCUUCUGGAAGCUGAUAGAGCUGCAAACAAACUACGAUCAAUGAUCAAUGAUAUUCGGAAAUCAUGGUCAACCAAUGCUGACCGUGACGAGAAAACCGUUGUCCUUGCCACGCAGAAAAUCCGGGAAGCAUUUGCAAACUCCAAGGUCAACCUGGACACUGCCGACAAGAAGGUAGUUGACAUUUAUAGACUCAACAUGGAUGAAGCAGAUAUUAGAGAUAUCGAGCCGGUCUUAGAGGUGAAAGGAAGCGCUGAAGAAGCCAAAAUAUUUGCCAAAUCUGAUGUUAUCGAUGAUAUAGUCAUAGAAACUGUUGAAACCGUUCCUGAUCUUCCUUUUCCACUUGAUGAAGAGGAGGAGGAAGUAGAAGAGAUUAAAGAAGAAGAAGCUGAAGAUAAAAUCAAGCAGACAGAAGAGUCGAAAGAAGAUGGAAUACUUGACAUGAGUAUUGAAGAACUGGAAGAAGGGGAAGAUCCUGAAUUAAAAAACAAGAAUGAAAAAGAUCCUCCUGAAAAUGCGUCAGAGAAAACAUCUACGGAUGAUUUGGAAGAAAUUAACACAUCUAUACCCGACCCCUUAGAAAUAAAUGAUGAAAACAAUAAAACAGAAAUGGAAGAUUCCAGUGAAGCUUCAACUGUCCCUGAAAAGGAAACUGAUUCAAAGAAAUCGGCUUUAGGUCGUCUUCAGAUAAAAUCUUCUGAAGAAGAUAGUUUUCAUGUUGUUGAAGACGGUCAAGAUGCUGCUGAAAAAGAUAUUGAUUACCCAAGAGAUGCGUUAGCAGACAAAACUGCUCCUGAUGAAGAUAUUGAGCUUGCAGAAGAGGUUACAGAGGAUCACAAAGUAAAUCCUGAAACUCAAUCUGAACUAAACGAACUUAUUGAUAAUAAAGAUGUAGAAGAAAAGGAGACUAAUGAAGAAGAAAAGGAGACUCAUAAGGAUGAAAAGGAGACUCAUAAGGAUGAAAAGGAGACUAAUGAGGAUGAAAAGGAGACUAAUGAGGAUGAAAAUGAGACUAAUAAGGAUGAAAAGGAGACUGGGGAGGAAAAAAAGGAGACUGGGGAGGAAGAAAAGGAGACAGGGGAGGAAGUAAAGGAGACAAAUAAGGAAGUAAAGGAGAACGGAGAAGAAAGUAAUGAGUGUCAGGAAGAGGUAAAAGGUGUAAAAAGCGAAGAUAAAGCAGGAGUUGAAACUGAACCAAUUAAAAAGAUUGAAAUCGAAGAGGAACAGUCCAAGGAAUCAACAAAUGACGAUGAUAAGGAAAACGAGAAUGAACAUGUUAAAGAAAAUUGAAACUAGUACCUGACAUUUUGGAUUGUAUCUUUUGAAAAUUAAAAAUUUGAACCUCUAACACUAUGAAGGGGAAGAUAGUGGAAACCACUUCAGUAAAGGUGUCCAUCUCAAACUUUCAGUGGCAUUUAUUACCUUGAUCGAAUUAACUUUGAAUUUUGUUUGUUGUUUUUAGUCAUCCAGAAGUUGCAAUAUAAGCUUGUUAAAGAAAUUUAGCUUUUUCUUUAAAUCUGGAUAUUUUCAAUUCAAAGCUUGUAUACGUCCCCACUCACACUCAUUUUUCUUGCUCUUUCCCCCCAUUUUUCUUGUAAAGUAGUUGGUCAUCUUCCUUUUUUAUCAGGAAAACUUGAGAAAGUAACUUAUUGUAAAUUAGUGUAACCUGUGUAUUUGAUAGUUAAUUUAUUUUGAUUUUACGCCAUUAACGCCAUGUAUAUCUUAUUCAUGCUGACUAGUCGCUGAAUGUGCAUCUUAGUACAGAAUAAACUCUACAUUUCUCUAGUA
Molecule: messenger RNA, 4183 nt
Organism: Eurytemora carolleeae
Lineage: Eukaryota; Metazoa; Arthropoda; Copepoda; Calanoida; Temoridae
Product: transcriptional regulator ATRX
Exons: 6
Coding region: 629-3685 (1018 amino acids)
Cellular component (GO): nucleus
Molecular function (GO): histone methyltransferase activity; protein binding
Source: RefSeq, a predicted model, not a curated record